Molecule: messenger RNA, 949 nt
Organism: Dioscorea cayenensis subsp. rotundata (Guinea yam)
Lineage: Eukaryota; Viridiplantae; Streptophyta; Magnoliopsida; Dioscoreales; Dioscoreaceae
Product: mediator-associated protein 2
Exons: 6
Coding region: 75-794 (239 amino acids)
Source: RefSeq, a predicted model, not a curated record
UCUGUUUUUUAUUUUUGCCUUUCUUGGUGGCCGCUGUGCGCAUAAACCCUAGCCCUAAGCAUCAAAGAAUCACAAUGGAAAUCGUCGCCGUGAACGAAUCUGUCGAAGGUUACAAACCUGAGCCGGAUUUUUUGGAGGAUUCCAAGGAACCAUUGCUUGACAUUGAGGUGAAUGAUUCCACGGAGUUUUGGCUCAUUCAAUGGCCGAUCAACCAAUUACAGCCAGUUGAUUUUAAUGGGAAGGAGCUUUCUCUUAAGCUUCAUCCUGAUGGGCGAUUAGGUGGUUUUGAGAGCUCAUCAGGCAAAAGUUAUGAUGUGGUGAGCUUUGCAGCACAAGAACCUAAUGCAACUGUUUUUGUGUCAUCUCCCAAUGAAUCAAAAGUCGUCGGGAGGGUUUCCCGCAGAGUCUGUUUAGUUCAUUAUCCAGAGCCUGAAGAACUGGAGAAAUCAGCUACUGGUAGGAGAUCGGAGGGUCCCAUGAGCAGGAGCAUGUCUCGUCUCACUGGAAGUCGGUUGAGGUCCGGAAGUAAUCGAGGCACUGGUGCAACUCAUGAUACCUUGACUUCAGCACACAGUAUGGACCAGAGAAGUGAGGAACUCUCACCAAAAUCAAGUAAAAAAAGACGCAAAAACACCAGUGCACCUAUUGUUGAUACACCUACAAGAUCAGCAGGACGACCUUCUCAUGCUUCUGAACCAGAAAGCCAGAUGACAAACACCACCUCCGGUUCUGAACUUUCUCGUGGAGACAAAUCAAAGAAGAAGAAGAAGAAUAAAACAAAAGUCGAAGAGUGAUAUCAAUCAUCAAUAAUAUUAUUGAAGCACAAAAUUUUGAAGAAAACAGAGAAACAGUUUUGAUUUGCUAACAUUGUUUUGCCAUUAAAAUCACACUGUUUUAUCUCAGCUAUGUUCAUUCAAGCAAUGCAAUACAAUAUACAUUUGUUUAUUAA